This is a messenger RNA of Moesziomyces aphidis, 2805 nucleotides long. The record is from the annotation of a GenBank genome assembly. Lineage: Eukaryota; Fungi; Basidiomycota; Ustilaginomycetes; Ustilaginales; Ustilaginaceae.
AUGCGCUCGACUUGGUCUGCCGCUCCCGUUCGCGUCCGUCAUCACAGUCGAGAUGCUUUCGACCGUGAUGAUGGAGAUGGAUUGCAGUUCGGCUCCGGCGUAAUCUCAGUGGUGCUCGCCUCCCGCUCCCGUUCCGCGGCUUUGACUCUGCCGCCUUGCGCCACUCGGCCCUUGCCUUUCUCGACGUCUUGCGAGUUCCCCUUCGCCACGCUAGCGGGCUCGACCAGCCGAGCCGCCCAUGCCGCGGCUUCACAGACCUCUGGCAAUUGGCUUUGCAGUGCCACCGCGCUCAGUCAAUUCGCUUGCACUCCAGCCGAAAGCUUGACCUCCACCAAUCCCUCUGCCCUGGAUCACCCGAACCCGACCACCGCCACUCCUCUGCUUCUGGCUCUCUCCCGCAGCGCUCCUGCCCACGUUGACACAGGCGACGCGAUAGGAACAAAGGAACGAGAGCUGCACCAGCCAACGCCAUGCCAUCGUGACGUCGGGUAUCCUUGCGGCACUCCUACACGGACGCCGCAGAACUUCGAACUGUACUGUAACGCAGGAGCGCCGCGCCGCCAGGGCUUCUUGCAUCUUGAGACAACGAGGAGAAGCAUCAACAAGAUGCCGGGAGGACUCUUCGGACGAAGUCGCCCUCGCGACCUCACCGUCCAUGUCAACCCAGCACGAACAGGGGGUCCCGUCGUGGACCCCGAGCCUCAAAUGAGCACCAUGACAGUCAGCCGUCACAUCACUUCCGCACCCAAAGAGACCGCGGUCAAUCUGUUCUUUUACUACUUCUUCUACCUGCUCUUGAUGGCCUCGGCCGUGAUUACGAUCAUUUUCGCCCAGCGACCGUCGUCCAACUUCGACCAGACCUUUGACGUCCAGUCGCUUCCGGGUGUCAUCUUUGCCUGGAAUAGGGACGCAGCGGUGACCCCUGUGUCGGCCAUCUCAUCUGGCGGUGAUGAAAGCGUCGAAUCUGCCACGUGCACGCCUUACAAUUGGGACAGAGGCACAAGGGUCGGCUUCGACUGCACAUCGAUCGCCCCCGACGGACAGGCAAAGCUCGUCUUUUCGCUGUACUCGACCACGCCGUAUCCGCCAACCGUUCGAGGCUAUCGCGCAACCACCAACAGGUACGACGAUGUGAGCGUACCGACCUACUACGUCAAGUACUACACGUAUCUUCCGCCGCGGUCAACAUCAUCGAUUCCUUCAAUCGCAGCUACAGCCUCGCCAUCUGCACGCCUCGCUCCGCGUGAUGCCGUCGUGCAGGCGCAAGCAUCUUCACCGUUGUACUUGGGCCCAUCACGCACCCAAGUUGCUCGGACAGCGGCAUCUGCCACAUUGACUCCUGUGUCUCUGCAGGCUCGGCAAGUCGGCAACGUCCCUUCUUCUGCCACAUCGGCAACUCCAGCACCGUUGUCUUCGCUUUCGCUGAUCAAGAUCGAGUACGUCCAGUCGUCCAUGUCGGCGCUAGUUGGUGGUACGAUCGUCUCCGUAUCGUCCAUGCCAUCGCCUUCGACCGUCUCGAUCAACGCACGAACCGCCAAGAUGAACGACGGCUUCAAGUACUUCUUCAGCGCCAUCGCGGUGGUGCCGGCUUUCUUUGCGACGCUCACCAUCAUUUGCGUAAGCUACAACCUGUCGGUGGCCGCACGCAGGGUCAGGCGUUCUAGACGAAGUUCAGGCGCUAGCAUGGGGCCCGUUCAGGUCGGUCAGAAUGAUGUCGAAGAGAAGGUCGAACGCAAGCCGAGGCCCAGCAAGCGCAAUCGUCGCGCGCAGUCGGCACACGUCGAUCGGGAUGACAAUCGAUGGACGAGAGACACAUUGACGGCAAUCAAUGAGGUCGGUGAAACGGACGCGACUUCUACGAUGUCGAAGCCUUCGACAAAGCCGCCGGCUUAUGAAAGCGGCACUGUUGCACGGCGUGCGAGCGUGGACAGCAGAAACGUACGCCCCGGUGCCAGGGCUCCGACUGUGAUGACCGGCGUCGCGCAAAUGGCCGAUGGUGACUCGGCUCCGCCCGCGUACGAAUCGAGACCACCGUCGCGAGUUGGUGAUGCUCGCACGGUCGGACGGGAAGACGACGACAUCGAAGUGAUCGCAACGCCCUCGGAUAGCGAAAGCGAGCACACUGCGGAAGCGGUAGCAAGCUUCUUUUCCUCGGAUCGCCCUGCGCCGGAUCUUUCUCUCGGCGCUGUUGACUCGAUGGCUACCCCUCGCACUUGGACGAAACGUUCGUCGUCUUUGCUGGUAGGGUGGAUGGUGUUGCCGAUCUACGCUUACAUGUUCUGGUGGGACUAUGCGGCGUUUAUUGUGGUAGGCUUGCUGCAGAUCGCUGCGUUCUCGCUGGCGGCUGAUGCGAUGCUGGACGUAGGCAAGUUUGUGCGCGACGACGCAUGCCUGGGCGACGGAGACAACUACAGCCUGUACAGGUCGCUGUGCGGCCGGGGUCGAUUCCGGGCGACCUAUCCGCUGAUCUAUACCGAGACGAGGCCGCGCACCACGAUCUGGCUCUUUGCGAGCGACCUGCUGAUCCUGCAGAUCAGCCUGGUGGUGCUGUUUGUGGCCAACCUGGGCUGGAUGAUCACCAUUAUGCGCAAGACGGCGCUCACGGAACGCAACAAGCUGGAGCCGGACCGUCGGAUCACGAACGAGAGACACACGGGGAGGUCGGGCCCUGGAUACAUUGUGGUACUCCACAAGACGGGCAAUCACGGAAAGUACGGCGACUGGAAGGCGGCCGACGAUGUCUAUGCGCUCGAAGAGAUGAAUCGUGCUCAAAGUAGACGGUGGGGAAUGCUAGCACGACGUUGA